AUUCAACGUGACCAUCAGAUGAACGUAUCCGUAAAAUAUAUUAUCGUCAAGACAAACAUCAAUCCAUCCAUCCGCGACUGUGUGAUGUUUUCGACGGACCGAUCGCCAAGUGAUCACUCUUCCGCACAUGUCGAUGUGCGGACGGAAAGUGACCACCCGCCGCACCGCCCGGCCGCGCACAUCUCACAGCCUCAUCAAACAACCAUACUGUCAACCAACCACCGAAUCGAUACACACCACCCCCUCGCUCAUUGUAUGCUGUACAGGUACCUCACACACUCAAUUCUCCAUUCACAGUUUGCCGUGCAGCAGCUUGCGCGUAGCGAUGAGUCGCAGCAUCGGCCACUCGUGCCUCAGGAAGCCCACCCCAUAGGCAUCCAGCAGCCGCCGCUUGUAUGAAUCUAUCACACCCGGCAGUCGCGACUGCUGCAGGUCGGGAGGCAAACCAGACAACACACUCGCCUGCACACAGACAGACAGCCAGACACAUAGACAGACAUAGCACACACACACAACUCCGUCAGCUCAUGUGCGUACCUGCCGUUGGAGCCAUUCUUUGACGGCCAUCUGUUUCUUCUCCUCCUGGCUGCCCGCAGCGUCGAUGGGCAUCGGGCCGUACGAGUUCUUGAUGGUCUUGGGCGCUUUGGUGUCGCGGCCGCGACGCUUGAUGUGAGGCGGAAACUGCUGAAGGUUCUGCGUGCCUGAUCCGGCUCGGCUGAAGGGAGGAGGGGCGGGAACGGGCAGAUGGAAGAGGGGCAGGCAAGAGCGAAGAGCUGGAACGGGCCGCCGUGAGCAGAGAAGCUCCAUUCUUUCAGAUCUCGUGCAGUUCAGGCCAGCUGACGCCUGCAAGACUGCUAAAAGGCCCAGAAACGUACAGAAACGUGCUGGGAAGAUG
Messenger RNA from Vitrella brassicaformis, 895 nucleotides. NCBI's taxonomy places the organism in Eukaryota, Vitrellaceae. The record is from the annotation of a GenBank genome assembly.